AUGUUACAAAAUCAACAUUAUAUGCAACAUUUAGAAUUACCUAACAAAAACUUUGAUACAUGGAAAAAUAUUCUUUCAGUUAUUGGUUGUCUUAUAGAAUCAUUAAAUGCAAAUACAUUCGAUUCCUCAUUUCCAUUGACAUAUUUUCCAAAUUUGAAAUCAUUCACCUUCUCUUCAUCCAGCUUUUGCUUGAUAGAUCAUUUGGAAUUAAUCAUCAAAAGUAAACAUUUUCAACAAUUACAUUCAUUCAAAAUAGUAGGUUGUGGAAUCCUCUUUCCCCGCGAUUCAUCUUAUAUAUCUUAUUCAAGUUAUUUUAAACAACCCAGAAAUGAAUAUAUGCGUGAAAACGUUCUCACUCAUCAAAAUACCUUAAAAAUAUUCCAUUCUUCAUUAAUUACAGGAGUAUCACUAUACCCUUCACCUAUUUAUCAAACUAAUGCAAAUUUACAUUCAUUAAAACUGGUACUGGCUCAUUUCUCUGAUAUAUUUAUAUUGAUUUCAUAUACACCAAAUUUAGAAUAUUUAAAUGUUCACUGUAAACCCCCCGGCUCUACUAUAGGAACGCUGAUAAAAACCAACAUCAGAUUAAAAUCACUAUAUUUGAAAUUCUCUCGUCAAAUUCAAUUCGGAGGAAAUGCCAAUACAUCAUUUUAUAUUGAUGACUUAAUUGGUGGUAUAAACCAGUUUUCAUCGUCAUUAACUUGUCUAUCACUCAGUUUUGUUGAUUUAUCAAUGCCAACUAUUGAUAAUUUUCUUUUCGACAGAAUACUAUUUCGACAAUUAUUGCAAUCAAUGAACGAACUCAAACAAUUUCAUCUCUAUGUUAAACUAACUCAAUUGUUAGAUAACAAAGAAAUUCUUUUAUCUCGAUUUCGUGAUCAAUUUUGGGUUGAUCAUAAUUGGUCAUUUGGAACACAUGGGAAAUACUUUUAUACAUUACCAUUUCAUUUUGAUCAUCUCCAUGAAUUUUAUGGUGGUUUUGACGCUUUUCAAUCAACUCAUUCUAAUAUUUUAUUGAACAACGAUCGAAUAUGGUCUCAUGUUAAAUCUAUUGAUUUACCUCUAACGUCGAAAUAUGAUUUGAAUCUUUUAAAACAAAUGAAUAGAAAGAUGCCAAAAUUAACUUUUAUCAACUUCAAUUCAACUGAUAAUAUUAGCGUGAAGAAAUCAGAAGAUGUCUGCAUGAAAAAUCAUAUUACAUUCGAUAAGGUGACAACGAUACAAUGUAUGAAUGGAUCACUUGAAGAUGAAAAAGAAUGGUUAAUUCAUCGCUUACCAAAUUUAAAACAUUUGAUUUUAUAUUCUACGAAAUUACCUUCAAUGGCUAGUGAAUUAACUCCGAUAUUAAAUCAAAGGAUAAAAAAAUUGGUUUUAACGAAUUAUUUUUCACUUGAACCAUUAACGGAAAUAAGUUAUUUUUAUUUUUCGAAUGUGGAACAAUCAUGUUAUAAAAGUUCGAAUUAUCUUCGACAAUAUGUUAAUAAAACUGGAAAAAUUGAUUACUGA
Adineta steineri is the source of this 1506-nucleotide messenger RNA. The record is from the annotation of a GenBank genome assembly. NCBI's taxonomy places the organism in Eukaryota, Metazoa, Rotifera, Eurotatoria, Adinetida, Adinetidae.